Capsella rubella is the source of this 1973-nucleotide messenger RNA. Its product is annotated as probable receptor-like protein kinase At3g17420. The record is from RefSeq and is a predicted model, not a curated record. Lineage: Eukaryota; Viridiplantae; Streptophyta; Magnoliopsida; Brassicales; Brassicaceae. Gene Ontology annotation, biological process: protein phosphorylation. Bases 258 to 1661 code for a protein of 467 amino acids. Gene Ontology annotation, molecular function: ATP binding; protein kinase activity. The transcript is spliced from 7 exons.
AAAGCUUCAAAACUUAGCUUCUCUAUUUCCCUCCUCUUUUCUUCCCCACAAAGAUCUCUCUCAAGAUUUCUGAAAAUGGAUUUAUGAUCUCUCACUAGUUUUCUUUUAUUUUUGUUCUAGUUUUGUUUUAUGGGUUCCAUUUAUUAGCCUGAGCUCUAGUCUCCUCCAUCUUCUCACCGGAAAUAGAAAGAAAAAACAUUGGAGAUUUGUUCGAAUAGCAGGUACAUAUAUACAUCUCAGCUCAGCUCUUUGAAAACAUGACAUCUCAGCUGAAACAAUCUCUAACCAAGAGAUACGGCGCUCUUCAACUGUGGGAGAUCAUAGUGAUUGCUCUGUUUGCAGCAUUCAUAGUGAUCCUCGCCAUUUCAGUAUGGCUCAGUUUCCGCAAAAAAACCAAGAGAUCAAAUGCCACGUCGCUACCUGUUACUCAAAGCCCUCGCUUUGCUGAAGAUAUCAAAGAAAUAAGUGUUGAUCAUGUUUCAUCUAACAACAAUGGUAAUUCUCACCAAACUCUUGAUGAGAAAUUCGGUGAGGACAUCGAGAAUGGCGAUAAGUUCUCUGGUUCUUUGGAGAAAAAAACAGCGGUUGUGUCACAUUUGUCUCCUAGUACUCCUUCAACAACAGCUCCUUCACCUCUCUUGGGUCUUCCUGAGGUUUCUCACAUUGGUUGGGGCCAUUGGUUCACUCUCCGUGACCUUCAACUCGCGACUAACCAUUUCCACAAGGAGAACAUCAUUGGCGAUGGUGGUUACGGAGUUGUUUACCAUGGAACUCUGACUAACAAAACCCCUGUGGCUGUCAAAAAGUUGCUUAACAAUCCAGGGCAAGCCGAUAAAGAUUUCAGAGUUGAGGUGGAAGCUAUAGGACAUGUCCGGCAUAAGAACUUAGUUCGGCUUCUUGGAUAUUGCGUUGAAGGAACACAUAGGAUGCUGGUUUAUGAGUACAUGAACAAUGGCAACUUAGAGCAAUGGCUUCAUGGAGACAUGAGUCACAAAGGCCAUCUCACUUGGGAGGCUCGGAUCAAAGUUCUUGUAGGCACUGCAAAAGCGCUGGCUUAUCUUCAUGAAGCUAUUGAGCCUAAAGUGGUGCAUAGAGACAUAAAAUCGAGCAAUAUACUGAUGGAUGGCAACUUUGACGCAAAGUUAUCUGAUUUUGGUCUUGCCAAACUGCUUGGAGCUGAUUCAAGUUACGUCAGUACUCGAGUUAUGGGUACAUUCGGGUAUGUCGCUCCUGAAUACGCUAACUCUGGUCUCCUAAAUGAGAGGAGCGACGUGUACAGCUAUGGUGUUGUUCUCUUAGAAGCUAUUACUGGAAGGUAUCCCGUGGAUUAUGCGCGGCCUAAAGAAGAGGUGCAUAUGGUGGAGUGGUUAAAGCUAAUGGUUCAACAGAAACAGUUUGAGGACGUAGUGGAUAAAGAGCUUGAGGUCAAACCAUCAACCAGUGAGCUUAAACGAGCACUGUUGACAGCUUUGAGAUGUGUUGAUCCUGAUGCAGACAAGAGGCCAAAGAUGAGUCAGGUGGCUCGAAUGCUUGAAUCAGAUGAAUACCCUGUGAUGCCUAGAGAGGAACGGAGACGAAGGAGAAAUCAGAACGCAGAGAUGCAUAGAGAAAGCACAGACACGAAUAAAGAUAAUGAUACAAUAACAGAUGCAAAGGUUUGAGCAAGAAACAGAAACAAUGGACCCUUUUUAUGACUUUAGGGUUAAAAAGAGGAAAACUUUUAGAUUCUUUGGGUGAUUGUUUAGAUUCUUUACUGUUUCUAUGGGUUAAUUAUGAUAUAUAUAUAUAUACAGAGAAGAAGAUUUGUUUCUUUUGUCUGGAGAAGAGAGUUCUUGUAUAGCUUUGUUGCAUUUUAAUUACCAUUCAUACCGAGUCAGUUAACAGACAUGAGAGCUCUUGUAUAGCUUUGUUGUAUUUUUAUUACCUUCAAACAGAGUCAGUUACAGAUAUAUAUUUACCAGGUGACUUUUAUU